UUUGUAGAUACUUAAACAUUUAUUAUGUAUAUGCAUUUCUUUCUUUGUUUAGUUCACUUUAAAAACGUCAAAGAAUGUAUGAGUGCUAUACUUAUUUGACCACCAUAUAUUUUGUUUGGCUAAAAGAUUUGAGGUAUCUAAGUUUUAAAUAUAUGAAUAUGAGAUAGGAGAGUGGUGUGUCUCACUUUAAUUGAAGUUAUGGAAUUGUCGCUGCAAACUCACGCGCACAUUACAAAUAUUUAGGUGGAGUAACAUCAAUGGAGCCAUUCCUAAGCAAAUUCUUCCCAAAAGUGUAUGUUAAGAUGAAGGAAGACACGAAAGUUAGCAACUACUGCAAAUUUAACAGUCAAUUGUUGACUUCAUUUACAUCAUCUCUUUAUGUUGCUGGCCUUGUUGCUUCCAUCUUUGCCUCACCCAUCACCAAAGCGUACGGCCGCAAGCCAUCCAUUAUAAUUGCAGGUUUAGCAUUUUUGGCUGGAUCAGCCUUUGGUGGUGCUGCCCUCAAUAUCUACAUGCUUAUACUCGGCCGCCUUUUGCUUGGUGUUGGAGUUGGCUUCGCUAAUCAGUCUGUACCACUAUAUCUAUCAGAAAUGGCACCACCAAAGUACAGAGGAGCAUUCAACAACAGCUUCCAACUCAGUGUUGGCAUUGGCUUCCUAACUGCAACCUUAACGAAUGUUGCUACUGAAAAAAUCAAAGGCGGAUGGGGCUGGCGGUUGUCGCUCGCAACGGCCGCACUCCCUGCUUCCAUCUUAACUCUAGGAGCACUUCUUCUCCCUGAAACAGCAAACAGUCUAAUCCAAAGAAGCGGCAACAGUAGUACUACUACUAUUUCUAACGAUCUUCUACAUGAAGCAAAGCUCACAUUGCAGAGAGUACGCGGUACAACUGAUGUUGAUGCAGAAUUUAACGACCUUAUAAAUGCGAGCAGCACCAUCUCAAAAACAAACAACAAUUCAUUUUACCAAAUCCUACAACGCAAACACCGUCCUCAACUCAUAAUGUCAUUUUUUAUACCAUUUUUUCAACAAGUAACAGGCAUAAAUGUUAUCUCGUUCUAUGCCCCUAUACUUUUUCGCACCAUAGGCUUUGGCGAAAGUGCAUCACUCCUGUCUGCAGUAAUGACUGGCGUUGUAGGAAUAGGGUCAACUUUCAUAUCGAUGCUAGUCGUGGACAAAUUUGGAAGACGAAGUUUGUUCAUUUUCGGAGGAGUACAAAUGUUGAUAUGUCAAAUAGCAGUUGGGAUUGUAAUGGCAACACAACUAGGAGAUCACGGUGGAAUCAAGAAUGUGUAUGCUUAUUUGGUUUUGGUGCUUAUUUGUGUUUAUGUUGCUGGUUUUGGUUUGUCUUGGGGGCCAUUAGGAUGGUUAGUACCAAGUGAAAUUUUCCAGCUAGAGAUAAGAUCAGCUGGCCAAAGUAUUACUGUGGCUGUUAAUUUUGUUUUCACUUUUAUUAUAGCACAGACUUUUCUAGCUAUGCUUUGUUGUUUUAAAGCUGGGAUAUUCUUCUUUUUUGGUGGGUGGGUUUUGGUCAUGACUGGCUUUAUAUAUUUUUUUUUACCAGAGACCAAGAGUAUCCCUCUUGAGAAGAUGGACCAAAUUUGGAGGGAUCAUUGGUUUUGGAGCAAAAUUGUGGGUUGAAAUUAGUUGUGGAGUGUAUAAUUAAAACAGAUGAAAGGCAAUGAUGAUUGCAAUUAGUAUAAUGCUUGAUGUUUUUGGGUAAAGGUUGCUUAAGGAAUCUGUGAAUUAUGAUGAGAAAAUUUUGUCAAAAAUCACAUUUGUAAUUGAACAAUUUUUUUUAAUAAAAAAAACUACCUUCAUGAGUA
Messenger RNA from Beta vulgaris subsp. vulgaris (sugar beet), 1825 nucleotides. RefSeq names its product hexose carrier protein HEX6. Gene Ontology annotation, cellular component: membrane. Gene Ontology annotation, molecular function: monosaccharide transmembrane transporter activity. Lineage: Eukaryota; Viridiplantae; Streptophyta; Magnoliopsida; Caryophyllales; Amaranthaceae. The record is from RefSeq and is a predicted model, not a curated record. Gene Ontology annotation, biological process: monosaccharide transmembrane transport. The transcript is spliced from 3 exons. Bases 258 to 1640 code for a protein of 460 amino acids.